GUUGUAUCGAAAGGCGUCGGGACUGCUGGAAACAGAAAGGAAGUUAUAGUAGAAGAAGGCGAGAAACCAUUGUUCACCGUGGUUUGCUGCGAUAUAGUGCGGUCAGCUGGUGGAUUUCGCAUCAUGGCAGAGGCGGACCGACCAGGGAAGCUCUUCAUCGGUGGACUGAACACCGAGACUACCGAGAAGGCCGUUUUCAGCAAAUAUGGCAGGAUUGUCGAAGUUUUGUUGAUGAAGGACCGUGAGACCAACAAAUCAAGAGGCUUCGCUUUUGUUACUUUUGACAGUCCAGCAGAUGCAAAGGAUGCAGCACGUGAGAUGAAUGGAAAGUCUCUAGAUGGUAAGCCAAUCAAAGUGGAGCAAGCUACAAAGCCUCAGUUUGAGAGUGGUGGCAGGCGAGGACCUCCACCCAUGCACUCUCGCAGUCGUGGUCCACCCAGAGGCCCUCGUGGUUCCAGGGGAGGCCCUGGUGGUAUGAGGGGCCCACCAUCCAGAGACUACUAUGAUAAUUCAGGGAAUGUAGAACCCUUCUUUAAAGGGAUGUCAUCCAGAGGUCCCCCUCCGAUGAAGAGAGGACCCCCAGUUCGUAAUGGAGGUCCCCCACCAAAGAGGUCCGCCCCAUCUGGUCCCAUGAGCAGGCCACCCAUGUCAAGAGACAGGGAUCCCUACGGUCCACCCCCUCCUCGCCGAGACUCGAUGUCCAGAAGAGAUGAUUAUCCAUCACCACGAGAUGACCAUUACCACUCCAAAGAUAGCUACUCCAGUCGGGACUAUAAUUCUAGAGAUUCAAGGGACUAUGGCCCUCCUCCCAGAGAUUAUUCAUAUAGAGAAUAUUCCAAUUCCAGUUCCCGAGAUGACUAUGGCUCAGUGCCAAGAGGAUACAGUGACCGCGAUGGUUAUGGAGGAGGCCGGGAACCUCGCAACUAUAUGGACCGUCCGAGUGGUGGCUCCUAUCGAGAUUCAUAUGAUGGUUACGGUAACUCUCGCAGCGCCCCACCUUCACGGGGCCCCCCACCAUCCUAUGGUGGGAGCAGUGGAAGCAGUCGUUACGAUGACUAUGGCAGCAGUUCCCGGGAUGGCUAUGGCAGUCGUGACAAUUACCCCAGCAGUCGGAGUGAGCCAUAUCCACCUAGCCGUGGUGAGCGAAUGGGCAGGCAGGAGAGGGGCCCAGCUCCCCCUGUCGAGAGAGGCUACCCUCCUCGUGAUUCAUACAGCAGCUCAAGUCGUGGAGGGCCACGUGGUGGCCGUGGUGGCAAUCGAGCCGAUAGAGGAAUGGCUCGCAGCAGAUACUGAACUGGACUUGGAAGUCAGAUUAAAGCAAACAUUAGUCUCCGUGCUCAGUAAAUACGUGUUUUGGAAGAAAUCUGACAGCGCUUUCAAACUAGCCAUGUCUAAAUCUGUGGAAUAUGACCCUUAGCUUUGAAUUGUCUUGACUUUAUCAGUUUUUUUUUAAUGUGUAAACUUCUUUUUUUUUUUAAGUAUCUCUUGCUCAUGUAACAGUACAGUUACCAAGUGAGUGUUAGUUUUUGUACAUUCAUUGCUGUUUGAAUCUGCAAUGCCCUAUAAGUCUGGCUUUCAUACUCUAAUAAAGCUUUUAGUUGUACCUUCCCCACUGCUCAUCGAUUUUCAAAACACCAGACAGCAACAUGAAUGUUAAGUAACAUGAUCUUUCCAAAGUUCUUUGUAACACUUAGGUGAGUCUCUGCUCGAACUAUAUAACAGUCGAGUCAGUUGAGUUCAUUCUUAACACAGAUGUGCCUCCAAGUGGAUGUUACUGUUUUCAAGGGUUAGGCAAAUGUUACUGUCAAAACCUGCCAAUGUUGUUUCCUUGGAAAUGGAUCCAUCACCCUAGAGCCAUUUGAUGGCAUUCAACGACAAAACCAAAGGCAACAACAAAUGCAACUCGACCGAUAGUCAACAGCUGGUAAGCAAAGCAAACCUCUUUGUUUCUCAUCUGUAAAUGAGUUUCUCAUUGUCCUGUAUUGCAAUCUCCACUGAAAGGGUGAUGUUCAAGACAACUUUUGCCACAGGAGACAAAAGAUAAAGCAGGUCAACUGAAUGGGCCUUUUUCAUUGUAGUCCCGUAUCAUCGGCUGAACUUGCCAAAGUAAAGCAGCGCCCCAAGAAGUUUCGUCGUUUUUGCAACAAUGAAACUUUAACCAACACAGCCCUGAAAACUCAUCAUUUUUUCCUAACCAAUCAUUCAACUUCAGUAAAAUGAUUGGCAACAGCACAUAAAAAAAACAGGUAAAAUGUGUAAUUUUUAAGUUUUUUUUUUCUUGCUAAAAUUGUAAGCCAUUUUUAAAUUAAGAGCCAUUUUCUCAAUAUCAAAACCCUUCCCACAAGCAUGCCAAUUCAAACAAUGGAGACCUCUGGAAGAACACCAUCGUCCUAACUGCCAAACUGGACUCGAUCAAUAAAAAAAAAUAAAAAAAA
This is a messenger RNA of Monopterus albus (swamp eel), 2435 nucleotides long. RefSeq names its product RNA binding motif protein X-linked (gene rbmx). Lineage: Eukaryota; Metazoa; Chordata; Actinopteri; Synbranchiformes; Synbranchidae. Gene Ontology annotation, molecular function: RNA binding. The record is from RefSeq and is a predicted model, not a curated record.